Molecule: messenger RNA, 2063 nt
Organism: Fusarium odoratissimum NRRL 54006
Lineage: Eukaryota; Fungi; Ascomycota; Sordariomycetes; Hypocreales; Nectriaceae
Exons: 2
Coding region: 390-1565 (391 amino acids)
Cellular component (GO): membrane
Source: RefSeq, a predicted model, not a curated record
CUCCAGUCUAAUCUGAGAACGACCAGCAGCAGGAGCCGAAUAUCCAUGACCACGCUCAGGCUCAGGCUUAGUCUUGGAGAAGUCUAGGCGUCGAUAUUCAUGAUCAGUCCCAUCAGUCACAAGCGCCUCGUUCUCCGUUUUGACUUUCCUCCCCCUUUCAUUUUGUCUCCAUUCGUCAUCUUCUUUUUGGUCUUUCUUUUUGCUAUCGUUAUACCAAGAUAAAUACAAGUUUCAUCUCUUGACAAGUUUUGUAAGAGUUUUGCUCUCAACAACUCUCAUUCGUCUCUUUCUUCGCCCCCGUUGGACCCUUUUGGCUGUCCUGAAACAUCACCACUUCUCCUCUCUACUGAGACAUUCGACAUCAUAAUCGAUCAAACGUCCACGUACACAUGCAACCUCCGUCGAACCUCGAAGAUAUACCAGUCGCCGUCGAUGAUGCUUCUUCCUUGAUUCUCGCCCAAUCUUCAACAGUUCUAGAGAUGGCUACCUCAGUUAUCGCCUCGGCCGCCUCCAUGGCUUCCUCCACAGCCGCAUCCGCAACCUUCAUCGCGUCCGGAGCACCACAGUCAUACGACGAAGACGAUUCCAAUGGGGAGUGCUCGUUACUGGGCUCCUUCGCGCUGCUUGUACAAGGCGCACUUGGUGCUCUGGCUCUACUCUCCCUCGUCUAUAAGCGGUGGCGGGAACGACCUCAACGACCUCUCAAGAUUUGGUUCUUCGACGUGUCAAAGCAGGUUUUUGGUUCUGUGCUCGUCCACAUCGCCAACAUCUUCAUGUCCAUGUUGACGAGCGGUCGAUUCUCGGUCCAGGUCGACCCUUCAGCAACAUCCAUGACAAGACGAUCCGAUGACGACAACUACGCCCCGAACCCAUGCUCUUUCUAUCUUCUCAACCUCGCGAUAGAUACCACUCUCGGUAUCCCCAUACUCAUCAUUCUCCUAAAGAUCCUCACAGGUCUCGUUCGUUUCACACCCGUCGGCCAACCCCCCGAAUCUGUUCAGUCUGGCAACUACGGUACGCCGCCCAAUGCCUGGUGGUGGUUAAAACAAUCAGUCAUUUAUUUCUGUGGCCUUUUUGGCAUGAAGAUCUGCGUGCUCAUCAUCUUCAUAAUGAUGCCUUGGAUCUCAAAAGCUGGCGAUUGGGCUCUUGGCUGGACCGAGGGCAAUGAGAAGCUUCAGAUCGCGUUUGUCAUGAUGAUCUUCCCCCUCAUCAUGAACGCCCUCCAAUACUAUAUCAUCGACUCGUUCAUCAAGCUCAAAGAGACCAACCACGAAAGCCAUGGCAACGAAUCUGAUGACGAAGGCCGCCGCAGGAGGUACGACGACAGCGAGGACGAGACUUCACGUGUCAGACUUGUCGAUUCAGAGCACGAGACUGACAGUGAGUCCGAUGACGAUGACGAUAAGCAUGUCACGCGUCCCACUCAUUCCACGCAACCCAAAGGCAGAGACUCUGGAGAGUAUGAUCCCGAGCGCGACGGUGACGAUCGCACAAUCAUAGGAAGCAGUGCGAGCGCCCGUGGUCCUCAGGAUAAGGUUCCCCAAGAGCUAUAUCCCAAGGAGUAGAAGAGGUUACAUAAGCUUUGGACAGGCCUGUCUGUUUUGUUUCAAGUUUUCUCGAGUUUUCUGGUAGUAUGGGUCUUUUACAAACAAUCUGUACUGGUUUCGAGUCGUGGCGUCUUACCAGCGAAUGGAGAUAUACUAUAUUGCAAAUACUGGUGGUUCUUUGUCGGCAUUCAGUGGCAGUCAGGCUCACGGCGUAAAUAGGAGCCUGGGGCGUUUUCAGGUGGGAUUACACUUCGGGAUUAGAAGCGACUUCAAAUCAAACUUCACAAAGCCUCAUGGGCGAGGAUCAUUAUUGUUUAGCAAACUCAUCAUCUAAAUGAAUGGCUAAGUCUUGGCUAUAACGCCAAGCUUGCAUGAAGCUGAACAGAGUUUCAUCACGUAGGCGAGAAGUCCUUGUGUCGUAGCCAAGUGGUGCAUUCAAGCCAUCUUUCUACAGGCUGACGAGACAAAUCCGUAUCAUGGGGCCCUCCAAAAAUAUAACAUGAGUAUCCAGACCCA